AUGGCAUCACGGGUCUUGUUCUCGAGCCAAUUCAUUUUCCCGGCGAAUCCGCCGCGGGAAACCUCGAUUUCUCCCUUCUCGCCUUCCCGGGAUGUUCUCUCCUUCUCCUUUCAAAGUCCUGUAGACCGAUUUGUUGCGAUGAGGACCGGACCGCUUGUAAGAGCUGCUUCGUUUGCUCCAACGGCAGCGGAGGUCGAUGCUUCAAGAGACGAACCAUGGAGUAGGAAGAAGCUUGCCGUGUUUGUGUCGGGAGGUGGUUCGAAUUUCAAGAAGAUUCAUGAAGGAUGUAGUAGUGGUUUAGUUAAAGGAGAUGUUGUUUUGCUGGUCACUAACAAGAAAGAUUGUGGAGGUGCUGAGUUUGCAAGAAGUAACGGAAUUCCUGUUUUAGUAUUCCCAAAACAGCAACGAGAAUCAUCUGAUGGACUCUCUCCUAAAGAGCUCGUUGAUGUUCUUAACAGAUAUUCUGUAGACUUUGUUCUUCUAGCUGGAUACUUGAAGCUUAUACCGGUCGAGCUAGUCCAAGCAUUUCCUAAACGGAUUCUGAAUAUCCAUCCUGCGCUUCUUCCGGCUUUUGGAGGCAAAGGGCUUUAUGGUAUGAGAGUUCAUAAAGCUGUUCUUGCAUCAGGAGCUAGGUAUUCAGGUCCGACGAUUCACUUUGUCGAUGAGGAGUACGACACAGGGCGGAUACUUGCUCAGAGCGCGGUACGAGUGAUUGCUAAUGAUACACCAGAGGAAUUAGCUCAAAGGGUGCUUCAUGAGGAACACAAACUCUAUGUCGAAGUUGUAGCUGCGAUUUGCGAAGAGCGGAUUCAAUGGAGAGAAGACGGUGUCCCUCUCAUCCAAAGUAAAGAAAACCCUCAUGAGUAUUAUUAG
Thlaspi arvense is the source of this 873-nucleotide messenger RNA. The record is from the annotation of a GenBank genome assembly. NCBI's taxonomy places the organism in Eukaryota, Viridiplantae, Streptophyta, Magnoliopsida, Brassicales, Brassicaceae.